This is a messenger RNA of Cetraspora pellucida, 1326 nucleotides long. The record is from the annotation of a GenBank genome assembly. Lineage: Eukaryota; Fungi; Glomeromycota; Glomeromycetes; Diversisporales; Gigasporaceae.
AUGUUUUCUCAAUACGCAAAAGACUUUUUGAAUAGAAAUAGAGAGUCUACUUCCUCCGUUUCGUCUCAGGAACCGGGAAUAUCAUUGUUUUAUUCGGUUCCUACGUUACCAGCAGAAGCCGAGAUUCGCGAAUCUAUUUCGUUACAAACUUCGCGAGUGCUUUACAAUCAAUAUGACGACGACGACGAGUAUCAAGAUCAAGGAUCUGAACCUGAUGCAACGUUCUUAACAACAGUUCCAUUAACGACUCACCAAACCACACAGACUGCGGCAGAGAUCUAUCGCGAUGUUCCUUCCGCGAUCGCAACUAGAAUUUCCAACAAUACUAUGUCCGAGGGAUUACUUCCUUCGUCUUCGAUACCACCACCUCUGUUAUCGGGGCUUUCACAUCGCAAAUUUAAAGAUCCAGUUUUUGCGGUUUUGUUUAUUAUUGGAUUGACAGCAAUGACCAUAACAGGCGUCGCCUUAUUAUUCACGACUAGUUCAUAUCCAUUCAAAGACCCUAGCAUUAUUCACAAAUCAGUGUUUUUUGUUAUUCGCGAUAGUUCAUCAUUUUCUUUAUGUUCAAGUCUUGCUUGGUUAUUUUUUAUACUCUCAUUUGUUCAGCCUUUAGUAUGGGGAAUGUUAAUAUCUGUUCCUUUUGUGUUUGCUGCGAUGUUUGUUUGGGCUUUUGCGACAGCUUUAACUGGGCCACUUAGGGAAUCUGGAAAUCCAGACCCACAGGAUAAUUGGCUCUUGACUCUGUCAUUUAUACCAUUAUUUAUAUCUUUCGGAUCUGUUAUAUUUUUAUAUACUCGUAGGAAAAGUGUUAAAAAGACAAUAAGCAUAAUCGAGCUUGCCUGUGAAAUACUGAAUGCCAACCGUCGAGUGUUUAAUAUUUCAUUAAUUAUAUUGGGAGUUUAUAUUUCAUUCACAAUAAUAUGGUUGAUAUUUUUCAGUCGAAUAUUUUUAUUUGGCCAUACUGUUCAAACAGCAUCAAGUACAUGGAUGUUUUAUCAGAAUUUGUAUUUACAAAUAUUUUUUGUAUUUAUGUAUCUAUGGACAUCUGCUGUAUUAUACAAUAUUCAAAGAGUGACCCUAUCUGGAGUCGUAUCUGAUUGGUAUUUCUACAGACAUGAAAUAGAACAAUAUUCAUCGCAGGAUACGUCAGAUUUGGCGCUUAGUAGGGCCACUGCAAGUUCAUUGGGAACAGUAUGCCUUGGUGGACUUAUUCUAUCUACCGUUCGAAUUUUACAAUAUAUAAACGAAUUUGCUAAAAAAAGAGUUUCUGCUCUUCAGCUGUGUUUACAACCAAAUUAUUUCGACGGAAUCUUGUCUUUGGAUUAG